CUACAAUUUACAAAUAAUUUUGCACGGCAAUGCUUAGCUACGGGGUCACGGUGCUCUCAGAUUAAACAUGCAUCAACGUGCUGCGUGAAGUCGCUAAAGGCCGCCAUCAUUUUCGAAGCUUCAACUUGUUACAUAAAGAAUGCAUUAAUGGAGUCCUUGUAGGUCCAAGACUCCAACCACUGUUGACAGUCGACUAUCAUGUGGUUAUCUACUUUAGCAUAUGUGACAUUGGCAACUGCCGCAACGCUGCAACCAAUCACUUCGACAAACAUCGAGGGAAGCGUACGUUCCUCCGAGUCCAACAGAAACAUCAUCGAGGACGGAUGGGGAGCGGUAAAAUCACUAUUUGACAAUCCCGCAAAAAUCACAGACACGAUACACGAAGAAUUUGAUUCUUUGUCUGCUUCAGCGCACGCGUGGUACGAAUCGCAAUUUCCAGACACGGGAGAGUCUUUCUGGGACAAAAUCAUAGAGCUUAGUCCAUAUGUCAAGGAUUAUAGUGACGAGCUUUUUCAUCACGCCAUGGAGCUGUAUCCAUCCGAGAAGCUCGCGGAGUUCAGGGAAUCUAUGGUUAACGUCACUGCCACUGCCACUGUACUGCAUAAAGUCUGUAGUGACGCUGCAGAGGACAGUGGCGUCUCUCUCUACUCCGUAACAGAAGAACUUGAGGACAUCUUCACUGUCCUAUUCGAAGAGCUUAUGGAGAUGUUCCCGCCACCUAACGAGGCUCCUGGUCAUAACAACCGUACAAUCAUGAUCAGCACGGCCCUCGAUCGCAUUGAGCAAAGUUUUUUACAGGUCGCUACCAAGGUCGGAGUCAGCGAAGAAUUGUUGCAAAGUGACUCUAGUUCUCUCAAGCUUGCUGUUCAACAGGUUGCCGUAACCACAGGAGACCUUGUCGAACAGCAUCCCGUCAUCGCCCGUGCCCUCUUGCUCGUUGCGAUUGAUAUUUUAUUACCUGAGAUCGAAAUCAGUGGAUGGCUUCUUCCCCAACUUCUCCGUUUGUUCGGAUUUGGACGGCAAGGACCAAUCAAAGGUGGAAUUGCUGCGUGGGUGCAACGUUGGAUAUUUGGUGCCAACAUCCCAGCGGGUAGCUGGUUCUCGGUACUCCAGCGCCUAGCCAUGAUGAGUACAAAGCUUUAAGUAUCAUUGAAGUUGUUCGGGUUUCAGCAGUCGUUUGUUUCAUGUCAUGGAAAACCCUCGGGAUUAUAUGUUGUAAAUGUGCUCGAGCACCCAUGAAAUUGAACCUAGGAUCCAACCCAGUCAAGCAGUCUAUUUGACCUUCCCUGUUUUUUUUUUCGCAGUUGAUACUGAUAGCGUGGGCGUGUGAAUCGUGUAGGUCCUGGUAGGUCCAUGUGAUUCGGUGAAAAAAGUCAACCGUCAGGCCAUCUAUUCACAAGUCUUAGUACUGCGAUGCGGUUCUCUAUUCUAGCAUUUGUUGCAUUGAUACUGCAACCUGUCGUGUCCAGCAACAUUGAGGAAAGUACUUGUUCUUACGACAAUGAAAGUUUAGAAGUGGCCAACGAGGGAGG
Molecule: messenger RNA, 1532 nt
Organism: Suillus plorans
Lineage: Eukaryota; Fungi; Basidiomycota; Agaricomycetes; Boletales; Suillaceae
Exons: 7
Coding region: 199-1143 (314 amino acids)
Source: RefSeq, a predicted model, not a curated record